AUGGGUGAUAUCCAUCCAACCAGUGGCCAAAAUGGCUCUGCCAACGGCAAGAAGCACAUCUUGAUCAAUGCAUUUGAUAUGUCAACAGUCGGGCAUCUGUCACCUGGGCAGUGGAAGAAUCCGAAAGACAAGUCGGCGACCAAGCGCAAACUCGAUUACUGGAUUGAUCUCGCAAAACUGCUGGAGCGAGGGGACAUUAAUGCGCUGUUCCUGGCAGACACAACGGGAGGCCACGACACCUACGAGGGCAAGCUCGACGAGUGUAUUCGACGGGCAGCGCAAUGGCCUGUGACAGACCCAACCAUCCCCAUUAGCGCAAUGGCUGCAGUAACCAAGAACCUUGCUUUCGGCAUCACAGCAUCGACAUCGUUCGAACAGCCCUUCCUGCUCGCAAAGCGGUUCUCUACACUGGACCACUUGACCAAUGGCCGUGUGGGCUGGAACAUUGUUACUUCGUACAAGAAGGCGGCCUUCAAAGCCAUUGGCCUGGACACUCCCAUCGAGCAUGACCAGCGAUAUCGUCAAGCAGACGAGUAUCUACGCGUGCUCUACAAGCUCUGGGAAGGCUCUUGGGCGUCAGAUGCGCUCUCCCCCAACCCCGAGGCCGACUCGUACAUUGAUCCAGACAAGGUUCGCCAGAUCAACCACAAGGGAGAAUUUUACUCCCUGAACACACGCCACAUCGUCGACCCUUCGCCCCAGAGAACACCGUUCCUGUUCCAAGCAGGAACAUCCCCGGCAGGAUCAACCUUUGCAUCAACCCACGCGGAGGCUAUCUUCGUCUCCUCUCAUUCUCCGGAGGUCUUGCGACCCAAGGUCCAGAGUAUCCGCAAGCAGGCUGCAGAGCUCGGUCGUGACCCGCAGUCUAUCAAGUUCUUCGGCACAUUCACACCCAUCGUGGGUAGAACCGACGAGGAAGCUUGGGAGAAGUACGAGGAGCUCAAGAAAUAUGCAUCCGUGAUCGGUGGUCUGGUUCUAUUUAGUGGAUGGACGGGCAUUGAUAUCUCAAAGAUCCCACUGGAUCAAGAGAUCACGGCUGCCGAUUCCCUAGAGGCCGGGAAGGUGACCAGUCUCCUAGACUCCUUGCUGAAGACCAGCAAAGAUGUCCCCAAAUGGACGCCCCGGAUUGUGGCUGAAAAGGCCGCCAUUGGCGGUCUUGGACCCGUUGCCAUUGGAAGCCCUGCUACUGUUGCCGACGAGAUGGAGCGCUGGAUCCGCGAGGCGGAUCUCGAUGGAUUCAAUAUUGGCUAUGUGACCACGCCAGGGACCUUUGAGGAUUUAAUUGACCUGGUUCUUCCCGAGUUGAGGAAGCGCGGGCUUUACCCGGAGCCUUCGAACCGAUCGGAUGAGCCGCUUGCUCUCCGGGAGAAGGUGUAUGGGAAGGGCCAAAAGGAGCUUAGAGAUGACCAUCCAGGCAGCAAGUUUAAGUAUGAUGUGUACCAAGAGGAGGCACCAUUUGUGGAGGGUUCUGAAGCCGUUUAG
This is a messenger RNA of Penicillium atrosanguineum, 1482 nucleotides long. RefSeq names its product xenobiotic compound monooxygenase, DszA family. Lineage: Eukaryota; Fungi; Ascomycota; Eurotiomycetes; Eurotiales; Aspergillaceae. Bases 1 to 1482 code for a protein of 493 amino acids. The transcript has 4 exons. Gene Ontology annotation, molecular function: oxidoreductase activity, acting on paired donors, with incorporation or reduction of molecular oxygen; monooxygenase activity. The record is from RefSeq and is a predicted model, not a curated record.